UGGAAUGAUGCGAGAGAUCGAUCUUUGUUUAAUACGUGAUCAACAUACAUCAGAAGAAUCUCAUAUUUCAGUCGGCAAAAUUAUGUCGAUUCCUCAUUAGGAAGAAGUAAUGUUCGUUCAUCGACUAGUGACACCAGACUCGUUUUUUUUUCUUAGUUAAAGCAGAUAGAAAACAUUUUAAAUUGACUCUGAUUGGUUUCAAACGAGGCCUCAGUGUUAGUAGCACAGAUGCGACUUCAGCGCGGUGCCUCAGUAAUUUAAUCUAUCGUUGUGCCGUAGCAUCAUCAUUCUCCCGCUCUGUGUACUGCUCGUUUCGAGGUGUUCUUCUCCCGUCGUAUAGAUAAGCAGCGAGGAAAACAUGGUCUUAUACUCAUAAAUCAUUGUUCUUGGAAGGCGUGAUGUAGGAACCGAGGACUGACUUCAACAGUUACUAUUGGCAGAAAUGAUUUAAAGCGAGAAUAAAAAAAAUAUCUUGGCAGAAAAGUCUUAUACUCAUAAAUCAUUGUUCUUGAGUUUGAAAAUGUGGACCUUUAUUCACAACAGAUAAUCUUCCAGAAUGAAAGUGUACAUGAUACGCAUGUAUCGCUUGAUAGCGGUGAGUGGAUUUAUGUUUGUGACCUUCUUGAUGGUAUGUACAUUCAUUACAAUCCAACAAAAACCUUUUGAGUACAGUAAGCGGGAACUGGAAGUUGUAAAUAAAGAAUCGUAUUUUCCCAGGAAGUUAAAACGAACGUACAGUAAAUACGAGAUAUCCAACUUACCGUAUUAUCUUUUGUAUCGAAAUCGAUACAUUGCGAGAGCAAAUCACGGUCCUAUUGGAGAAAAAGACUUUAAGAUAAUGAACAAUAAUUAUACCGCAUAUGGUGAGACAGCGUAUGAAAUAACUGAAAAAUCAGCUUUAGAAGCUGCAAACACAGCGUCUUUAAGGCUUCAUAAAGAGAAGGGAAGAACACAAAACUCGCGUGUAAUUCAAGGUCAUCAACAAGAGGUAAAUACUGUCUCAGCAGAAGACGGCGUGAAAAAAUCAUUUACAUUGGAAAGAGACCUUACUGAAUUUUCACAGUUAGUAUUUAACUUAAAAAAAGAACAGCAAAUGAAUACAUUAAAAACCAAUACAGAUUCACAUAAAGGAGUGUCUCGAAAGCAACUUUUGAAUGGAGAGAAAAGCUGGAUUAAAUCAAUUAACAAACUCCUAAUUCCUUUUGGAAUACGUGUUAGUAGCAACACUAUAAAUUCAGUUUCAACAAAGGAUGGAAAAGUAAGUCUGUACAAAGCUGCUUCUGCUUCGAAACUAUCUUCUGUUGCUACCGCGUCUGUGCAUCAUACGCAUACGAAGAAGGAAAUACCAAAAUUUCAGGUUCCCUUUGAUGUUCCCAGUCGUCGGUCCAGAACAUCUGUUGGUGUUCAAAAUUUGAAAGGGAUUCCAGUAGUGGAAGAUGAUAUAUUCUGGUCAGAAGAAGUAGAUUCACUGGUCUCCAAAGGUGUUACGGACGAUGAAGUUUGGGCUUUUAUUUAUCGAAUGCGCCACCUACAAGUUGUGCAAAUAGAGCCCCCUACAUGGAAUCGUUGUGGGAGGCCAAAAAACCAAUACGUUACCUUUCAAGAUGGAUCUCACGUCUGUGCCAGAUACAGGGCACCCCAUGACUACUUAAUACAAGGGGAACUCUUAUCUUUCUAUUUGUCACGUCUUCUUGGUAUACAUAACGUCCCUGCAGUAACUCUGUCAGUGCCAAGUAUUGGUGAGCAGUGGAAAAAAAGAAAUGUUUCGAGCUUUCUUUCUAGAUCUGGAUGGACAUUAAACUCUACCGUUGCCUUAAUUCAGUGGGUUAAUCAUCUCGAACGGGAGAGAAUGCCAAAAAUCCUGCUCCAUGCUUUAGAGAAACAGCAAACAAUUUCUCGAAAAACUUUGGAACUUCGGAACCUAAGCACAGAACAAAUUGUAGAGCUUGCGCAGUGGAGUGAUCUGAUCAUUUUUGACUACGUCACUGGGAAUUAUGAUAGGGUAGCAAGCAUGCAAGAUGCAGCAGAUCGAGAGAAGAAACCUUCCAUCUUACAAGAGACCAUCCACAAUCUCGUGAAAUCUCGUGAAACCAACGCAAUCUGGUUGAUUGAUAACGAGAGUGGCUUGUUGGAUAGUUAUUCUCUUUUAUAUGGAGAUGCAACAGCAGCGCAUCAGGAGUCUCGUUUUAUUUCAUUUCAUGAAGACGUAUUAAAAACAAUGUGUAUAUUUCGUAAGUCAACAGUUAAUCAUUUACGUUGGCUUUACCAUCAAAAAUAUCCUCACAAGGUAUUAGUAGAAUUUACAGAGCAAUACGAAUCUCUGUUUAGGAGGUUGCCAGACAUAUACGAAAACAAGCAAUUUGUUAGACGUUUCCAUGAGCGUCUUCGGAAGGUUUAUCAUCACAUUCAAACGUGCAAGCUACAAUUUGUGCUCUGAUGUUGUGACAUGUGUAUAAUAUUUAUCUAAUGGUAUAACAUGCGCGCAUUUAUAUAGAUAUAUAUUACA
Molecule: messenger RNA, 2506 nt
Organism: Limulus polyphemus (Atlantic horseshoe crab)
Lineage: Eukaryota; Metazoa; Arthropoda; Merostomata; Xiphosura; Limulidae
Product: extracellular serine/threonine protein kinase four-jointed-like
Exons: 6
Coding region: 557-2437 (626 amino acids)
Biological process (GO): cell-cell signaling
Source: RefSeq, a predicted model, not a curated record